UGUCACUGUUAUGGUCCUGUCAGGGCGCCGGCGUCGUGGUUCCUGGGCGGUCGCCGCCGAGGACACUUCGGUGGGGACCUUUGGGGAUAGCUUCGUGGCUAGCUGCGUUCGUCUCUGGCCUUGCUCCCAGCCUGCAUCUCCCGGUUCGCGGGUCCCACCGUAGGGCGCGGGUGCGGGUCGGCCGCGCGGCGGCCUUGGGGCCUGGGCCCAGCCGCAGCCUCCUCCUCCGCCGCGGGCUCGAAGGGGCCACGAGAUGCAGCCGCCGGGCCCGCCCCCGGCGUAUACCCCCACUAACGGGGACUUCACCUUUGUCUCCUCAGCAGACGCGGAAGAUCUCAGUGGUUCAAUAGCACCCCCAGAUGUCAAGUUAAACCUUGGUGGAGAUUUUAUCAAAGAAUCUACAGCCACAACAUUUCUGAGACAAAGAGGAUAUGGCUGGCUUUUGGAAGUUGAAGAUGAUGACCCUGAAGAUAACAAGCCACUCCUGGAAGAAUUGGAUAUUGAUCUAAAGGAUAUUUACUACAAAAUUCGGUGUGUUUUGAUGCCAAUGCCAUCACUUGGUUUUAAUAGACAAGUGGUGAGAGACAAUCCUGACUUCUGGGGUCCUCUGGCUGUUGUGCUUUUCUUUUCCAUGAUAUCAUUAUAUGGACAGUUUAGGGUGGUCUCAUGGAUUAUAACCAUUUGGAUAUUUGGUUCACUAACGAUUUUCUUACUGGCUAGAGUUCUUGGUGGAGAAGUUGCGUAUGGCCAAGUUCUUGGAGUUAUAGGAUAUUCAUUACUUCCUCUCAUUGUAAUAGCCCCUAUACUUUUGGUGGUUGGAUCAUUUGAAGUCGUGUCUACACUUAUAAAACUCUUUGGUGUGUUUUGGGCUGCCUACAGUGCUGCUUCAUUGUUAGUGGGUGAAGAAUUCAAGACCAAAAAGCCUCUCCUGAUUUAUCCAAUCUUUUUAUUAUACAUUUAUUUUUUGUCCUUAUAUACUGGGGUGUGAUCUAAAUCAUACAUAAGUAGAAAAAGACAAUGUUACAUUUCUGUGUAGGCUGGAAAUUCUUGCUUGAGGAUAUUAAAAAAACCCUGUUGACGGUAAAAUUUUACAUGUUCAGAUGUAAAGGCAGUUUCAGGUCUUUUUAAAACAGUUUUUUUUUGUAUUUAAUUAAGCAAUUGGAGUUAUCUGAAUAUUUUUGGUCAGAAUUCUGAAUUCUGUUUGAUUCUUCAUAUUCCAGUGAAUAAAAUAUAAAAGCAUUGUGUUUUUAAGAUUGUGUCAAUAUUCACCUAAAAAUCUGUGCCAAAAGCACCUGGAAUGGUAAUUAUAUUUCGCUUGAAGGGUAAAUAUAAUAACAUUCUGAUCAUCUAAAAGUGCAAUUUUUUCCUUUAAAGAGUUUUCUCCUGCAUUGCAGAUCCUGUAGAUAUAUAUUUAUAUUUAUACAUAUAUAUUUAUGAAGUAAUUCUUAUUCACAAAAUAUAUUUCUGAAUAGCCUAAAAAUUAAGAUAUUUUAAAUCCGAUGCUUACACUUUCUUUAAUUUGGCCUUUAAUGUUUUUAUUUAUGAAAUUAAAUUUGCUCUUAAAUUAUAUAUAAUUUUUAAAGUCUCGUACAUGCUUCUGGCAAUAUGUCCUUGUUAAGAAUUCUUUUUUUUUUUUUUUUACUUUUUUAUUGCAAGAUAUUUGCUUUACAAUAUUGUGCUGGUUUCUGCCAUACAUCAGAAUUCUCAAUAAUAACAACUAAAACUAAUUAUAACAAUUGCUGAUGUAGAUUCGGUUUGUUUGAGUGUGCUAUUUUUUACAAACCACUUUUGAAUGUCUAAAUAUCUGAUUCAAAGUUUCUGCUUAUGGCAUUUGAUGAUGGAUAUGGCAUUUAUUAAAACUGUCAGUAUGUAGAAAAACAAUAUUAUUUAUAGCAUCAAUAAAUAUUUUUAAGUAGCACUUCUAAGCCGUAAAAUUUGCUGAAAAGAGACCUUUAGAGUCUUGUGGUCCCGAGCAAUGUUAUAUGAAGUAGAAAAAAAUAAAAUGCUUCCCAGCUGUGUGUUUUGUUUUAUAACACCUUGUCUUGUAUUACCUGAUAUUUUAACAAGUAUCAGGUACUCUUUAACAAACAUACAAUAUUUGGUGAGAGAUACUAAGAAAUUCCAGCUAGUUUGUAAAGUAGGUGAAAUAUUUGAUAUCCAUAAAAUACCAAAUGCCUAAGAACUAUUAGCAAAUUAUUAUAUUGUCCUUUCUGGUCUCAACUGGAAGAAUUAACUGCUGUCUUCAAUAUGAUAAUGUGGCCACCUCUUGAGCACUCUAAUGUGUCAGGAAAUAUCCAGCAACUCUGAAAAAAGCCUACAAGUUAACAAGAUAUCAAGCCCAUCUCUCAUUCUUUUCUCCUCUCCCCCUAAAAUAGAAAAAAAAACAAAAACAAAAAAACUUUAAGCUGCAGAAGUGAGAAGUAUAGAGCUAUCUUUGGGCCAGAAUAACGUGGGAAAAUUACAUGAUGCUGAUAAUUUAAACAAGCUUAGGAAAACAGACUAGAAGCAACAGAGGGAUAAAACUUCUAAAACUUAGAAUAAUUUGGAAUAGUAAGGAAGGAUCUAUAGCUACAGAAGCAGUAACUACAAAGUAAAUGUGUAUCAUACUGUAGGGGUUUCUGAGAGCAAUACUUUGUUUUGGUUGAAUAUUAAUAUUUGAUGUUCAUAGCACUGACCCUGGAAUCUUCUCCUAAAAGCUUGGGGGUCCGUACCAGGCAGUAGAAUUUUACUAAGCAGUAAGUCAAGUGAUUUUAGGACCAACUCCAUCCAAAGGUGGUUUAAAUUUAUUUUUAAGCUAUCAUUUUUUUAAGAUGUGAAUGAAAAGUUCACUUGUAUGAGUCUUGUUUAUUAUUGAUAUAAGAUGAAAUACUUAUGUUCCAAAAAAGUAUUUAAAAAUAAUAGUGUUUAAUCUUGGGACUACUCUAGUUUAAGGUAUAUAUAAAAACAAUUAAUAAUGUUUCAUAAUGUUUCAAGCUCAGCCACUGUCUUCAUGGGCUAAUGAGCAAAGCACUUAGAAAGGAUUGUCAGUUUGAAACAUAAUUUGUAAAUGUGUACAAGAUACAGUACUGUUACAGCUGAUAAUGGUAAGUUGACCAUAAUGUCCUCUGCUUGAAUUUAUAUAUAAAAAUAUUUUAUGUCAUAUUGAUUUAAAAUAAUGAUUUCCAAUCUAAUUAUUAGUUCAUUAGUAUUUUUAAAACAGAAUUACCCAGAUGAUCUCUCCUAGUUUUACGUGUGUAUAAGUGUUUAAAGUGUUUCCAGUCGUAGUAAUCCUGAUGAAUGUUAAUCCUCAAAAAAAAAAAGAAUUAGAGACAUUUAUUUCUGUUUUAAAUUGAUGAUAAAUCAAAAUCUAUAUAUAAUUUUGUUUAUAUUAAAAUACAGUCUAGGAAGAUUUAUAAAGUUUUAUGAACCAUUACUAAACUUGCUAAUUUCUAAGGUCUGUAAGGCAAUUUUAUAUAUAAUCUAUUUCCAAAAAUUCCCUAAAUAUUAAUGUGUUUCUAAAUUAGUGAACAUUUACAUUGACUUAAAAUGUGAGAUAGAUAUUUUUGUUUAUAUAUUGUUUAAAAUUUAGUUAAUUUAAAAAAUUCUGAUGUAAUAAACAUUGAAUAAUCCUUCUACAAACUAAUAAAAAUAAUAUUUUUCAAAUUCAACAAACUGAAUAUUUUAAGAUGAUUGUUACUUAUCUUUUACCUUUUCAGUAGUACGUAUUUUAGCUAGUGUUAAGUUUUAGGAAAUUGUGACACAUUUGAUAAUUUUUGUUAAAAUGUCUUACUUCCACAAAGUUUUGUUCUAUAUAUAUAAUAUACAAGUGGGGUUUCUUGUUUUGUUCUUUGCUGCAAAGGAGAACACCACACAUCAUGGCGAACUGUAGUGUCUCAGAGUGUUUAAAAGGCCCUAUUACAGGAUUUAGACUUGAGUUAAUACAAUUCAUGGCAGUCAGAAAUAAGUCUUAAUAGAGCUAAAAAUCAUCCUCAGAUUCUCUCUUCUCUGAUAUUUUAGUCACAUAAAAUAAGUUACUAUCCUCUUUCAUAAAAAGUUUCUUUAAUUGAACCCUUGUGUUACAUCUUGGGCUUUACCUAGUACCACGUGGUAAUUUCCCUUUAGAAACAGAAUUACAAGUGUUCUGUUCCUGUUUUGUAUAAUCUGACAGUAGUUUGUGUGUUUGAGAAUCUGCUGUCACUUUUUAAAUAAAUUCUAAAAUAUGAUUUUUGACAUUACUCAAUAUUAGACAUUCUUAUAUCUUUUCACUAGAAAUCAUUAUAGUUCUGAAGAAAGUUCUGUUUGUGAAAUACAUUUUCUUUAUAACAGACUUUCAAUAUACUUUAUGACAGUUUUAGGUUCUGCUAUGUCUUAGUGGGUAUAGUUGUCUAAAGAGAAAUGGUUAAGAGAAUAUUCCCUGUGCAAAGUGUAUAUUAUUAAACAUAAAGCUUAGGGUUAGGUUGGAGCUUCCCUGUUGGUAAAGAAUCUGUCUGUAGUGCCAGAGACUCGUGUCCGAUCCCUGGGUUGGGAAGAUCCCCUGGAGGAGGGAAUGGCUACCCAUCCAUUAUUCUUGCUUGGAGUAUUUGUGGACCAUGGAGCCUAGCAGGCUGCUGUCCAUGGACUUGCAAAGAGUCAGACACUUUACAGGGUUAGGUUGCUCACUUGAAUUCUCUCGAUAUGCUGAUGUUACUACACCUUGGAGGUUAAUUUAGGUAAAGAAUGUUGGAAUGAUUAAGAUGGCAUUAGUAAAAUAACUCCCUGUUUUACAUUCUGUAUUGGUGAUUACCCUGGUUUCAACUUUUCUGACUUUCAGCAAGAUAUCUAUAAGUUUUUACUUUGAAGGUGUUUAGUUUACAACUUGCAAAUUUUUGGAAAAAAUUCUUUAAACAUCCUUUCUGAACAGUUCAGUGAUAUACUAAUACUGUCACUGAGAUUUAAGUUAGAUAUUAAUAUGAAAAAUGUUUAAAUGAAAUAUUUUGAAUUUAACUUGUAAUUAGAGUAUAUAAAGAUUAUUAAUGCUUAUGGGGCAGGGAAAGUAUGCUCUCCUACCUGUAAUAAGCUUGUUAAAUUAAUACUUGGAAUAUAAGUAAAUUUGAUUUAUCAAGAAUGGAGGCACUAGUUUUUCUAUAAUACUUGCCACUGAGAAAUUUUUAUUAAAAACCAAGCAAGUGAAAACAGCUUACCAAAGUAUUUAGACAGGAUCAAAUGAAAUUACAAUGAGUGACUGAUUAUGGGAGAAAUUUGUCAUCUGGUAAUAAAGAGGAAAAGCUGGUAUAAAAGAUUGCUGCUCUUCAUAAAUGCUCAGUGAUAAAUGAUUGAAAUUGUACAUUUUUCUCGAUUUUAUAAUGACUUUCUACUUUUGUGAAAAUUAAUCAGUUGCUGUAUAAAUAUCACUUAUAUUGUGUGCAGCAUUUGAUAAUGAAACAACCCAUAUGUUUUGUAAUCCUUAUGCUAAAUUACACUCUGAUAACUGUAGCGUCGCCCUAGAAAACAGUGAAAAUAUUUUUGUUGUUGAUGAUGGGCCUACAUGCUAAGUGCUUCAUACUCAAUUUUUUUGCUAAAUGAGACCUAGGAAACUUUUGCCUAAUAUAGAUUUAUUUUCAAAGAAUGGUACUGGUUGUAGCUUCAGGAAUGAAGCAUUCAGAAGAACUGGCAUUUGAAUUGGAUACCAUGAAUGUGAGAAGAGAACAGAUAUCCAUCAAGUGUUUAUUGACCCCUUUCUAUGUGCCAGGUUCUGCCCUAGGUUUAGGAAUAAAUGCACAUGUGUGAUCUCUGAUGCACAACAGAGACCACACAUGGCACCCUAAUGAGCCAGUAUUUUUGAGAGAUAAAACAAUUAGUUUAACAUUGUAAAAACAGUUGCAACAAAUGAAAGAGGGGCUUGUGGUAAUAAGACAGUAUAUGACAGAGGAAUUAGACAAGAAAAGCCUUCCGGAGGCAAUGAUGUUUAAGCUGAAAUCCUCGGGUAAGUAAAAGUUAACUAAGCAAAGAAGGAAGGGAACACUAUUACAGGUAGAGGGAAUAGCAGGUGAGUAGAAGGAAAUGAAAACUCAUUUGGCGGAAGUUAGUACUCGUCAGAGCUUUUGAUUAGAUGUAAUGGUGCUUUUAAUACCAAGGCCAAGGUCUGUAGUCCUACUCUUGAUAUAUCCCCAACAGAAAUGCAUGUACAUAUGCCACAAAAACAGGAGCAUAGUAAUAUGAUUCGUAAUAGCAAAAAAUUGGACAUAGCAUGUCCAUCAACAUAAAAUAGGUACAAGUAUACAGUGGGAUUUUAUGCAAUGAAAAUAGUUAGUGCCAUGUGCAGGAAAGUGACCACCAAAAUGUUUUAAUGCUUUACCCUUAUUGAGGAGGGAGAAGAGUUGUAUUUGGAAAAAAUCUUAAGGAGGACUUAAUAAUUAAGCUCUAUGGUUUAUAUGCUUUUCUGUAUGUGUGUUACAGGGCAUCCUUAAUUUUUGUAAUUGUUUUAACAUAGUUAAAUUGCCACUUCACAUUUUACUCUUUUUCAUGUAUUAUGCCAUAACUAUCUUCAUGUUCUACAGACUUCAUAACCAUACUUCAGAGGAAUCUUCCCUGAAUCUUGUGACUCUCCAGCUGUAUGCCCCAGUUAGAUCUUUAUUACAUCAUUGCUUAUUUCAUUUGUAGUACUGCUACUUGGCAAGUGUCUAGAUUUCUUUUUUUCAAGUGUUCCACUAUUAUGUAAGCUCCACUGGGGCAGGGACAUUUUCUGACAUGUUUGUUAGUGUAUUCCCAGUACUUUGUUGAAUGAAUACAGCAGCCUGGUCAUUGAAUCCCAAAUUCAGAUUUGGAUCCAGUGAAUUUCAAAACCAACAGCUUAAUUAUUAGUUUUUCAUAGAUUAUUAAAGUUAGGGAAAGCUUUAGAGAUCAUCUACUGAGUGUAAUCAUACCUCAUUGUACAGAUGAGGAAACCAAAGUCUAAGGAAGGGUUGUCAAACAACCUUGACCAACAGAAUUGGAAUAAGAGUUUAUGUCUUCAAACCAUCCGUCUGCUGCUUUUUCCAUUACACUGUGGAACACCAGUGUUGCCAGAUAGAGGGCAACAUAGAUGGUUGCCUUCUGUUGCAGUCUGUCAUAUAGAUAAUUGAAACAUCUUUCUUUUUCCUUUUUGAUCUUUUUCCAUUUCAUUAAAAAAAAUCUACCAUUAGUGUUAGGUUUACAAGUACUACACAUUAAUAUUAAAUAGUGAAGGUUCAAAGGGCUGUUGUGAGGAUUAAGUGAGCAAGUUAAUAUAAAGCAUAUAAAAGUGUCCCAUAUUCAAUAAAAGCUAUUAAACUGAAUUUAUUUAGAUCAAUGAAACGAAGGUUUCUAGAAAUAUGCUCAAUUAUAUACAGAAAGUAUGAGAUAAAGGUCGCAUGCCAAAUUGGUGUACAUGAGAUAAUGCAUCAGAUAGAAAUGUAUUUGUUUGCAAGAAACAGCCCUAUAAUCAGUAUGGUCAUACUGGAUAAUUGUACCCUAUGAUCCUUCAGUAAACAAAGAGUUUCUUUUUCUCACAUAAGCAAUCCAAGGGUGUAUACUCUAGGACUAACAGCAACUUAAUGUCGCCAGGAACUCAGGUUCCUUUUAUCUUUGUACUCUGCUAUUUUUUUGGUUGGUGGCUUUCAUCCAUGUUGUCUCAAGAUAGGUGUUUCACCUCUAGGUAGUACAUCUAGAUUCCAAUCAGGAAGAAAGGGAAGGUUAAGAGGCCAAAUGGAGCAUGUCAGUCAAAGUUGCCUUUAAAAAUCUCUCUGGAAGCCACAUUUGGUGACUUCGUCUUAUAUCUCAGCAGAGAACAGAAACACUUGGCCACCCCUUACUGUAAGAGAGUCUGAUAAAGUAUUUUAAGCUGGGCAUGUUUACUGCCCUAAACAAAGUCACGUCUGUUAGUAAGGAAGAACGGUACCAGGUAGGUAACUAGCAGUGUCUAACAAAAACAUUAUAGGCCACUUUAAAAAAUGCAAGGAUGGUUCUACUUCUUAGGCUGGAGUAUGUAAGUUACAGAUACAUCAAGUAUUUUUUUAAAUAGGCAGGAGAAAAAUUGACUUUUCAUACGCUAUUUGAGAAGAUAAGGCUUUCAAACAUGACGUAAAACACAAAACCUAAAAAAAAUUCAACUUGACUACCUAGCAUUUAAAACAAUUUUAUAGGAAAAAGAUAAACUACUAUUUGGAGGAAAAUAUUUUUAAGACUUACGUGUACAGAGGGCUAAUUUCCUUAAUAUAAAAAUAACAUUUGGAAAUUAGUAACUUUGAGUGAGCAAAGGACAUACAUGGGCAAUCAUAGUAUAUAAUGUAUAAUAGUAAAAGAAUUUAUAAAUUGAUAGUUUAAAAUGGACAAGGAAUAUAAAUGAGCAACUCAAGAGGGGAGAAAUUAUAAAGACCAACAUAUAUAUGUACAGGUGCACAAAUUCAUUCAUGGUUAAAUACAGUUUAAACAACAUUGGCCUCCGUUUGCCAAAACUUGAGAUGAUUGGUAAUAUUUGGUGUUAGUUGGUUGGGAUUAUGAGGAGAUGUGAUAUUUAGCUGAUAGACACCAGCAUGGCUGUCUCAGUUAAAAUACUGAAAUUUAUACCAGUGGUAGAUGAUUUUACUCUAACUGCAGUAGCACUGAAAUUAAUAGAUAUAAGUCCAUUAGUUCUUUUUUGACAGCCGUUGAUAAUGGACCUUUUGUUGUAAUGACAUCUGAGAAACAUUUGGAACAUCUGUUAACUUGAACUGUGUUAUGGUAAAUAAUGUUCCUGCCUUGUUCAUUACCUGUGAAUCAUUCCAUGUUCUAACAGUGGCUGUUGUGGUUUUCCUGUUUAGCGUAUUAUGAUUAUUAGGUGAAAAGUAAAUACAGUGUUUUAAUAUUUUAAAAUAGAAGAACUUGUAACAAAAUAGUAACGGACACUCUAAAACUAUUUGAUGCUAUCUUCUGUUAAUGUGGAACAUACGCAUAGCUUCUGACCCAGCAUUUUCAUAUGUUCACCAACUUGUGGAUUCAGCACUAUGCAGUGGAGCUUGCUGCAGUGAUGAAAGUGCUCUAUUCUAUGCUAUCCAUACAGUAGCUGCUAGCCAUGUAGCUAUUGACCAUUUGAAACAUGCUUAGUGCAACUGAGGAGCUGACUUAGAGAGCUGCAUUUGGCUAGUACCUACCAUAUUGGUCUAAGCAAUGAGUGUCCACAGCAGUGUCAUUACUAAUAUGCAAACUUGGAAACAACCUGGAUUUACAAAUUAUGGUGUUGUCACACAGUAGAAUACAAUAAUAUUGAAAGAUGUAUAACCAUGUAUGAGGUUAUGGAUUAUCUCAAAGAGCUAAUGUUUAACAAAAGAAACCAGGCACAAAAGAAUACAUACUUUGUGAUUCUGUUUAUAUGAAGUACAAAAACAGGAUGUUGGUUACUCUUAAGUGGGAAGGAAAUAACUGAAAGAAGGUAUGGGAAUUGAGGCUUUUGGGAUGCUGGUAUGUCCUAUGAUCUAUUUCUUUAUUUGGGUGCUAAUUGUGUGUGUGUGCAGUUUAUGAAAAUUUAUCAAACUAUACAUAUGUAACAUUUAUACCUUUCUGUGAAGUUAUUGUGUUUGAGUUUACAGUUGUGAAUUGGAGGGAGAAAAAACACCCAGAGUGAGUGUUAGCAAAAUGUUGAUAAGCUUCUUAACAUUCCUUUUAAAUGCUGUAAGUGUUCAUAUUCUGAAACUGUGGAAGAACAUGAUAAUGAACUAUAGCUUGAAAUGUUUCUUAAAAACGUCCUGAAACAUCUUUUGAUAUUGCCUAAGAAUUAAGAUAACAUAAAUGAUUUUCAUUUCUGAAA
This is a messenger RNA of Capra hircus (goat), 9757 nucleotides long. RefSeq names its product Yip1 domain family member 4 (gene YIPF4). NCBI's taxonomy places the organism in Eukaryota, Metazoa, Chordata, Mammalia, Artiodactyla, Bovidae. Gene Ontology annotation, biological process: vesicle fusion with Golgi apparatus; endoplasmic reticulum to Golgi vesicle-mediated transport. The transcript is spliced from 6 exons. Bases 254 to 988 code for a protein of 244 amino acids. Gene Ontology annotation, cellular component: trans-Golgi network; membrane. The record is from RefSeq and is a predicted model, not a curated record.